Messenger RNA from Linepithema humile (Argentine ant), 1441 nucleotides. Its product is annotated as regulator of microtubule dynamics protein 1-like. Lineage: Eukaryota; Metazoa; Arthropoda; Insecta; Hymenoptera; Formicidae. Gene Ontology annotation, cellular component: mitotic spindle pole; mitochondrion; cytoplasm. Gene Ontology annotation, molecular function: microtubule binding. The record is from RefSeq and is a predicted model, not a curated record.
UUACACUACGGUUUACAAUACGGACAUCGAUUCUAAGAGGUUUACAAUAUGGAUGUCCGACUGACGUGUACAUACAUACGUAAUGUUAAUUGACGUUUGUUUGUCGUAAAAAUUUCCACCCAAGAUAUGCAUUAUAUAUGAUUAACAGUGAGAAUAUGAAACAACAUAAAGAAAAUUAUGAGCUUUUAUAUAACUUGUCCUGACAUCGAAAGUAUCAAUGGUUAUUAAUUUGUAACGACGGUAUACGUUCAUAUAUGUGCAGCAAAAAAACUUUACUUACAAUGUGAUUGCAUCUGUGAUUUAUAUGUUCUUUAAGAUAAUAUAUUAUUAUUCAAUUAAUAUUAAUAAAAAUACUUAAAAAUUAAUAAUUUGUGUUACGAUUAAAAUAAUUGCUCUCAAUAUAACAGACGCAACAAGUGACAUUUGAAGGUUAAAUAAGUUUAUUACUCUGUGAACUAAUCUACAUAUGUACCUUUUCUAAAAUUUUUUCAAACUGAAUCAAAGUACAAAAUGCUACUACAGAAGCUAUACCGCAUUACAAAUCGCAACAGAAUUCUCCAAAGAAUUAUUCUGUAUAAAAAUAGUCGUCCAGUAUACAAGAGAGAAAACAGUAUGCAAGUUGGAAGAAUGUGGAUGGCAUCAUCGUUUGCUAUUAUGGGAGCAUGGGGAUUCAUAAAAGUCAAAAAUGAAGAUGCGGUACAAAUUACAAAGAAAGAAGUUCUUGUCGCUAAGGCAGAUGCUUUUUUCGAUCAGGGAGAUUAUAAAAGUAUAUAUGAUCUAUUGUCCAAUUAUAAGGAUAGUAAGGAUGUUGAAAUCUUGUGGCGUUUAUCCAGAGCUUUAUAUAAAAUGUCUGAAACUGCCAGUGAUAUUGAAGCAAAGAAACUGAUUUACGAAGGAUAUGAUCUGAUUAGUAUUGCCCUUGAUAUUCAGGAAGAUCAUUAUGCUGUUCAUAAGUGGCUCUCUAUAUUUCUUAAUCGUAAAACUGCUUUUGAAGGCACAAAAGCACAAAUAAAAGAAAUAUAUAAUGUUAAAAUACAUUUGCUGAGAGCAUCGGAAUUAAAUCCCACUGAUGCAACAACGCUUUACAUGCUUGGAUGCUGGUGCUAUGAGGUUUCUGAUUUGGCAUGGUAUCAACGAAAAAUAGCAUCUCUCGUAUUUGGUGAACCACCGACGUCAUCCUUUGAAGAAGCAUUGAUAUAUCUCGAGAAUGCCGAGAAAGUUGAUCCAAAUUUUUACAGUCACAAUUUACUGAUGUUAGGAAAAACAUAUCUAAAACUAAAUCGUAAGGAAGACGCAAUAAAAUAUUUGAAAAAAGCUGCUGAAUUUCCUGCGAGAAAUGAUGAUGAUCAGAAAGCAAAACAGGAAGCGCAGAAAAUAUUGAGUAAAAUUUAGAAAAAUUAAAUACGGAUUGGAAUAUUUUUGUACUGUUUUAACUGGAAAA